GCUAGUUGACCUGUGAUUCCUCCUAACCUGUUGCGGUGCGCAUGGGUUGAAGGAAUUGUCGGCAUUCGGAGAGUACGCUGCGUGGGGUGGCCGGGGGCCAUGACGCGUCGGUUACGGGACGCGCCUGUGGCGCGGCGAGUGCGGCCACCACCUCUCCCGUCGUCGCACCAAUGCUCAACCUGUCCAACCUGCGCAAUCUCCUCUCGCAAGUGCUCGCACUGCCUGAGCUGCACACGGUUGCCCUCUUUACGCCGGAGGGUCAACUCGUUUCCUUUGCCGCGGAUCCGCAUAGACCCAAGGACAAUGUACGCGUCAUCGUCGGGUUGGGCGGGGAAGUUUGGAAGGAGACAAGGCAGCAGGACGCUGGGAUGGUCGAUACUGAGGUACGACGCGUCGUUGUGUUACCCAUCGACGAAGAACAGUACGAUGAUGACGCCACAGAGAAUGGCACGGGCGACAAGGAUCCCGUCAUGCUUUUGGCUCUGAAUAGUACCUCAUCCGUGUCUUGGGAAGAGCUGGAGCUGAAGGCACGAGAAUUGGCGAAGCAUCUCCGGAAGCCAGUCUCAGAACUACGGGGGCGUCUCGCUGCCGCACCUGUGCUGCACGUCGGCCCACGUCCUGAACGCACAGCUCGGUGAUACGUCAUAUACGACGUUUCGCUUGCUCAGGUACCGCAGUUACUUGCUCGGGUCUGCAACAAUGCGUAUGCGAUGACGGUA
Molecule: messenger RNA, 719 nt
Organism: Fomitopsis serialis
Lineage: Eukaryota; Fungi; Basidiomycota; Agaricomycetes; Polyporales; Fomitopsidaceae
Exons: 3
Coding region: 171-638 (155 amino acids)
Source: RefSeq, a predicted model, not a curated record